AUGUCAUCAUCUAUCGAGGAAGUCAAAGCAACAAUCAAGUCAGUUAAACUAACUGACAGUCAAGCUGAGAAGCUUUCGAAAUUGAUUGAUUCUCUCCCUAAAAUUUUAUCGGGUUUAGACAACCCUGAAUACGACGAGAUUUUUGGCUAUAGAAUUAACACAAAGGAUAAGCCGUAUGUUGAUGAAUCUAUACGUAAUGAAAUAUUAUUGAAGUUUUUAGCGGCUGAUGAUUAUAAUUUGGAAUUACUGGAAAAACGUCUUAUUGAUUCGUUGAAUUGGAGAAACGAAUUUCAACCUUUGAGUGCCGCAUUCGAAGAAACUUUUGACAAAGAAUUGAAUGAAUUGGGCGUUAUUACAAACUUCCCCAAUUCAAAUUUAAAAAUUACUACAUGGAAUUUGUAUGGUAAUUUAAAGAACCCGAAAAAGAUUUUUGAAAAAUUUGGGGCUAACAACAAGGUAUCAAAGUUACCAGGAAGUCAAUUUUUAAGAUGGAGGGUUGGAUUAAUGGAAAAGUCUUUACAAUUGAUUGACUUUACAUCAACCACAGAUAACAGAAUUGCCCAGGUUCACGAUUACAACAAUGUAUCAAUGUUCAAAAUUGAUCCUGGAAUGAAGAAAGCUACAAAGGAAAUUAUUACCAUCUUUGGCGCCAAUUAUCCUGAACUAUUAUCUACCAAGUUUUUCAUCAACGUGCCCUUGAUUAUGGGUUGGGUAUUCACUUUUUUCAAAACUAUUAGAGUUAUAACUGAAGCAACAUUGAAAAAGUUUCAAGUGUUAAACCACGGCAACUUGCUGGAAUCAUUUAAUCCAGAUGAAUUGCCUAAAGUUUAUGGCGGGAAAGUUGAAAAGAGCUUGUUUGAUAUUGAUGUGUCAGAUGAUAUCAAGUUGAGUGAAUACGGAGAAGUGAUAUUGAAGAAAGUAGGUGAUGAAGAAAUUAACCAUAUUAAUGAUGACGUAGAGUAA
This is a messenger RNA of Candida albicans SC5314, 963 nucleotides long. It is a transcript of the gene SFH5, whose product is annotated as Sfh5p. The coding region runs from base 1 to 963 and encodes 320 amino acids. Gene Ontology annotation, cellular component: cortical endoplasmic reticulum; cytosol; plasma membrane. The record is from RefSeq and is a predicted model, not a curated record. Gene Ontology annotation, molecular function: phosphatidylinositol transfer activity. The transcript has a single exon. Lineage: Eukaryota; Fungi; Ascomycota; Pichiomycetes; Serinales; Debaryomycetaceae. Gene Ontology annotation, biological process: Golgi to plasma membrane protein transport; regulation of exocytosis.